This is a messenger RNA of Aspergillus lentulus, 1596 nucleotides long. Its product is annotated as RING-H2 finger protein. The record is from RefSeq and is a predicted model, not a curated record. Lineage: Eukaryota; Fungi; Ascomycota; Eurotiomycetes; Eurotiales; Aspergillaceae.
AUGGAACCCAGACAAAUACCCUCUGUGUAUCCUUCUUCCUUUUCUUCUUUCUCUUCGUCUCUUUUUCUUUUUAUUAUCUUCCUUGCUCUCUCGUCCACCGUUCGAGCGACAGCGUCUUCGGCUGGCUGUACCGUACUGCCGUCGAAUAGCUCUGCGGAUCUGUCGUUCACCAACCAAAAGAGGUUCCAUCUGCAGAGCAAUCAAUACACCGUUCCGUCGCACGCUAUUGUCGCACCUCUGACCCAACAUCUGGUCAAUUUAAACGGUACUGACCUUCAGAGGUUCAAUGUCACUGGGAAUCCCGUGGAUGUUGGCGCAUACAACUCGCUCGGUUUGAGUACAGGCGAUAUUGCCUUUGUCAGCUGCGACACGUCUCUGUACCCAGGCAAUUUGGAUGCCAGUGCAACGGUAUCAAAUCUUCUUACAGCGCAAGAGAAGGCAUCUGCGGUUCUUCUGUACAGCACUUCUGCUUCCCAUUGCAACUAUACUGUGAACAACGACGCCGCCGGCCUAUAUACCAACGUUUUUACCCUUUUGAACCCAGCCUUUGCCGAGUCGCUUAGUGUUCAACUCAGUAAGCAGAACGGGAACGGCUCUCUCAGCAUUGUCUACAACAUGUCCUUCGUGGGGACAGUCACCCCGUCGACCCCGGAUGGGUCAACGGACAGCCCCAACACUGCCAUGAUCAUCCUGUACAGCAUCACUGGCAUUAUUACUGCGCUUUUCUUAGCGAUCAUUAUUACCGGGGCCAUCCGGGCCCAUCGUCAUCCGGAACGCUAUGGCCCCCGAUAUACGGCGGGGCGGCCUCGACAAAGUCGAGCGCGAGGGAUAGCAAGGGCGAUGCUGGAUACGAUUCCCAUCGUCAAAUUUGGGGAUAAUUCUGACCCCAAGACAGACCCCGUCAAGGGUGAUGUGGAGAUGUCCCUCGGGACCGAGGAGGAAGGGGUCACUGAGCGUCGAGAGGCACCGACUGCCGAUGGAUCCCCUCCAUCUGUAACUGGUGGCCAGCGGAACGAUGAAACCGAAACCACCAAGGCUGAAACCGACUCCGAACGGCGAGGCACACCGAUACCCGCGACAGAUGCUGAAUCACCGAAUGAACAUCCAAACUUUUCCUGUCCAAUUUGCACGGAUGACUUCAUCAAGGGUCAGGACCUUCGCGUGUUACCCUGCAACCAUCAAUUUCACCCGGAAUGUAUUGAUCCUUGGCUGGUCAACGUCUCUGGCACUUGCCCCUUAUGCCGGAUCGACCUCAAUCCGCCACAGGCCGAGGAAGAGCACGAGCAGGGUGAGGGUGGCAACAACAACAACAAUACAUCUCAAGACAACGCGACUGCACCAGCAGCAGACGCUACUUCCAGUCGUCAACAUCGCCGGAUAUCUUCCUAUCUGCAUGGCACCCUGAAUGCGCGCCGGAUGCGCGAUGCCACCGUGGAGGAAAGACUUGCUGCGCUCCGAAGCGUACGGGAGGAAGCCAGCCGGGACGCUAGCAACGAAGAGGCAGAGCGCCGACGCAAUCGACUGACGGCACGGCUACGCGAGCGAUUCCGUAUACGAACACGCACACAUGGAGUCGAGGCUACGGCGCAAUCAUAG